UAAUGAGUUUAUGUAUAUCCUGGAAACCCUAGUUCGUCUUUCCUCUGUUGCAUCUGUUGAAACAUGGGCAGCAAAUUAUUCUCUUGCCUACCUGUGCGGCGCAACCUGUUUCUCAAAACCCUAACUCAUUUCUGCUUUAAUUUCUCAACUCUUUCAGAGGGUAACGCUAGCAACAGCAAUGCUCCUUCACAAAAUCUCUUCCUGUACUUCGUUACCACCAGAUUUAACAUGUCUUCAGCCGACGUCGCAAAAAUGUUGAAAUUGAAUCCCACCUUGGGACGGCUCAAAACCCUGGAUAAGGUUGAACAGCUCGUGAACAUGCUCAACAGACACGGCUGCGCCGAAGAUCAGAUUGCAAACAUUAUCAGAACUCAGCCCUCGCUAAUGACGACAAGUGUGGAAAGACUGCUGGAGCCCAACAUUCAAGUGCUAAAAGAUUUGGGCUUGGAGAGGGAAAACAUAACCAAAAUCGUAACCAGCUCUCUGACGCCCGAGCAACUUGAUCUGAUUCGCAAGAUUGGCAUUCAAAAGGAAAGCAAAAUGUACAAAUACGUUGUGAGUGUUGUGGCCAAAAGCCGCAUCGAAGUGUUAAAGGCCAAGAUAAACAAUCUUCAGCUUUGCGGGUUCUCUCCUGAAGAAGCCUUGGAAGUAGUUAGGUUCUAUCCUUCAGUCCUCGAGAUAUCGGAGGAACACGUUCAGAAAAAGAUGGAGUUUAUGUUCAAUCACAUGGGACUCUCUGUAGACUUUGUGACAAAACAUGCACGCAUGUUUACAAUGAGUUUGGACAAGGUAAUGAGGCCCAGGUUUUCAGUUUUGCGAAGUAUGACAGCAAUGAAUAGAGCAGGGGAGGUUAAGCAGACACGAAUUUAUUCUGCGUUGAAGAUCAAGGAGGCCAAGUUUGUUGCCCAGAUCAUAGAAGGGCAUCCUGAAUCCGCUGCUCUGUGGACUGUUUAUAAAAAUGCCAUUGCUAAUGUUUCAGAAAGCUCAAAAACUCAAAGAUAAAAGAGGUUUUCAGUUUCUUAACAUUUGAUUGUUUUUUAUUUGUUAUACACGUGAGAUUUGAAAUGGUGGUGAUCCUGGUCCUAACCCUUUUUCUCCUGAGAGCAACAAUACCAGAGAACAUGUGGAUGCACAAACAGCCCAUGAUUUGGGAUUGUAAUAGUUUUUCAAUCAAGGUAUGUUUAUAAAUUGUUAUAUAAUUACUUUCUUUA
Molecule: messenger RNA, 1211 nt
Organism: Cryptomeria japonica (Japanese cedar)
Lineage: Eukaryota; Viridiplantae; Streptophyta; Pinopsida; Cupressales; Cupressaceae
Product: transcription termination factor MTERF15, mitochondrial-like
Exons: 2
Coding region: 64-1002 (312 amino acids)
Biological process (GO): chloroplast organization; regulation of DNA-templated transcription
Cellular component (GO): chloroplast
Molecular function (GO): double-stranded DNA binding
Source: RefSeq, a predicted model, not a curated record